This is a messenger RNA of Ascoidea rubescens DSM 1968, 2700 nucleotides long. It is a transcript of the gene SSN2, whose product is annotated as Ssn2p. Gene Ontology annotation, cellular component: mediator complex. The coding region runs from base 1 to 2700 and encodes 899 amino acids. The transcript has a single exon. Gene Ontology annotation, biological process: regulation of transcription by RNA polymerase II. NCBI's taxonomy places the organism in Eukaryota, Fungi, Ascomycota, Saccharomycetes, Ascoideales, Ascoideaceae. Gene Ontology annotation, molecular function: transcription coregulator activity. The record is from RefSeq and is a predicted model, not a curated record.
AUGCUUGAUGAUAAUAAUAUUGUUAAUAAGAAUAAAGUUAUCAAGCAAAAACUAAAUGAAAAUAAAUCUUCUGAGCUUAUCGAUAAAAAUUUAAAAACUAAAAACAAGAUUCAAAAAGUAAUUGAUUCUAGUGAUAAACAUUCGUUGAACUCUUAUGAUGAAUUAAGUAAGUCAAUUAAUGAUAAAUUUAAUUGCAUUAAUAACAAACUUGAGAAUUUUUUUAGUAGCCCUAAUGAUGAAUUUAAUGAAAAAAAUAACGAAGAAUUUAAUGAAAAAUUUAAAAGUUUGAUAAACAUAUUUGAUUAUUUUGAUUCUAAAACUGAAACAGAACAUAAAUAUAAUGAGGUUCAAAGUGGCACAAUUCAAGAAAAUUCUGAAAACUUUCUGAUUAAAGAAGAGUUCUAUGUUAAAAAUCGAAAGGAUCCGGUUAAUGAAAUAAUGAAUGGAAGUCAUUCAAACGAGCAUUAUAUAAAUAAUUUAAAUAUGAACUCUGACCAUGAUCAUGAAAGUGAAGUUGAAAGUUAUGGUUUAGAAAGUGAUGAAGAAAUGGAAAGUGAAAACGAUCAUAAAGACAUUGAAAAGAAAAUUUUUAAUAUUGAUCAAAGUGAAAAAGGAGAAAAAACAUACUGUCAACAUAGUUUUAGUUCUAAAUUUGAAGAAAGCCUAAGAAAAUUGUUUCCUUUUGUUAAAGUGAUAAAUUUAUUGGAAUUAGUAGAUGUGGAUUUAUCAAACAUUGAUGGUAUUAAGUUUCGAAGGUUGAAAGGUUCUGGCAUUAUCAACGAUUACAGUUUUAGUUCUCAACUAAUUUCAAAAAAUGAAAAGCUAUUUGAAGAUCAUAUUUUUAAAAUCAAACAAGCUCAGAUCAAGACACGAAAACUAAAUCAGGAAAUCAAAUUAAAUUUUAAUGCAAUAAAUUUUUGGAAGGUUCUUGGAUUAAAACCUUUGCACGGUCCCAAAAAUUUCAAAAUUUUAUUUUUAGUAGAUGGAUCCAAUGAAAGUUUUUUUGAGACAGCUAGAAAAUUUUUAAGUGACAUUAUCGAAAACUAUAAAAACUGUGGGCUAGGAAAUAUUGAAAAGGUAAAUUGUAGUAAAUUGAUUUUAAAUCUUAAAUAUCAAGUUACUAGAAAAAAUAUGGCCGGAAAAAACGAGGUCUUCAAUGCUGACAAUAUAGAAGAAAGGAGAAGUUCUGCUGGAAUUUCCAAAGAAGAACAAAGCGUUAAUGACUUAGGCUUUCUUGAUGAUGGGAUUUUUAAUGUGGGUUGUUUUAAUGAUAAUUUUGAUAUUUAUUAUCAAACUAUUCAAAAAAAAAUGAGUGUAUUAGCAAAAGCAUUGGAUCUAAACGAAAGGCAAAAGCUCAAGAAAUUUGAAAAUCUUUUAGUUGAGCAAUCAGAGGGUGUAAAUCAUUCGAUUUUGGAUAAUAGACCUAUAUUAGUUCUUUUUGCAACAAAGUUUAAUGAUAUGGUGUCGAUUCUUCAAAUAUCAAAACUAUUUUAUGAAUUUCAACAAUUAUUAAAAAUACCAAACAAGGAUUUUGAAAACUUAAAUUCAAUCAAAAGAAGUCAAAAUCAAGAAAUUAAUUCAAACAAUUCAAUCAUUGAAUCAUUUUUGAAAGUCAUACCAGUUGAAUUUUUCAAUUCUUCCAAGCUACCUCCUUCCCAUGAAACAUUCAACAAGUUUUCUUUAAAUCUAUACAAUAGUUGUCCUAAUACUUCCAAAGAUUAUGUUUGCAUGGCAAAAACGUUGCCAGAAAAAAUUGAGUUUCAAUUCAGCUCAUCUCCUUCUGCUGAUCUAAUAUUAUCUGAAGGUUUAUAUUUGCAUCUUGCAUAUCAAAGAUCUAUUGAUAAAAACUGGUGUGUUGCCUGUUGGACAGAUCAAUGGGGAAAUAUGAAAAACUUGAAGUCUUGGUAUUGUCCCUCGUUCAUUAUCAAUAGGGAGUCUUUCAACAAUCAACAAUUUGAAAAUUCCGUUGGUAGAAAAAACUCAUUUGAAGAAGUCAGCAAUGAAAUGUGGGCUACCAGUAUAAAGAUGAUGUCUAGUUUUAAUGGAAAAACGUAUUUAAUUUUAACAAGAACUAAUAGUAUGAUCCCUGAUGACGAAUUAUACCAGUGGAAAAGAUUGUCGAUAUCAAAUAACAAAAUUCCUCUUAUUGUGUUGUCUGUUAAAUCGAAUUCUAAGUUUGUACUUGAUUUACCUGAAAGUUCGUUUCCUUUUGAUAAUAUAUUUAAAGAAUGCAACAAUUUGAUGCGUCACGGACUUAAUACAAAUUGUCAAAGAGAAGAGCAUGAGAGUGAACUGGUAGAUAUUGAUAAAAUUAAAUUCAAUCAAAAAAAUCAAUAUAACAUUGUUAAUAUAAGGGAAGAGGUUUACGGUAUAAUUUUGAAAAAUUCUAUUCCAUUAUUUAAUGAAGUGAGUCGACUACCAUUGAAAACUGGAUUUCUAGCAAAACCCUUAAAAGAUUCUGAUAAAAAAUUGAUGAUAUUUGAAGUUAAUUUAUUAAGUUGCCCAUCUAAUUUGAUUUCCACAAAUUUAUUAAAAACAUUAUUGAUUCAGUUAAGAAAUCUAAGUUUAUACUCCAGCAUUGCUGGAGUUUACAAUGAUGGUGGUAAAAGUAUUGUACCAUGGCAUAUUAUUGCAGUUGAAAAAGUGAUCAAUACAUUAAUUCAUAUUAGAGUAAAGCAACCAACACUAAAAGAAAAAUGA